AUGCCUGGGUCAGCUGCGGCUUUGAAGAAGGAGAAUAACAUACUUAAAGCGCAACUAUCGUCAAUGUCGGACGAGGUAGCUAGAUUGAAGGAGUUGAUACGGCGACAUAGCGAGAGAAGCGAAGAAGUUCUGCCCAGCGAAGAAGGUGCCCAAUGUGUAGAGUUCUUGAGCAAGAAAUACGACGACUUCCAUCUCUUUAGCGGCAUGGCCAAAGACGAACUCCAGCGACUAAGCACCAAACUCGAAGAGCUGAAAGCCAAGGUAGAUAUUAUUGGAAAUGCUAUUGACGAAAUUCAAGAACAUAGUUUCCAGUAUAAUGUAAAAAUUGUGGGAGUGCCUGAGAGGCUGCAAGAUGAAUCCGCAGCCUCGAUAAGCAAGCUUUGCCUAAACAUUUUUAAAGAAACGGGAGCUGAUCUAUCGAUGUAUGACAUCGACACCGCCCAUCGUGUUCCCAGCAGGAAUAACAAUGGAAAGCCAAAGCCGAUAGUUUGUAGAUUUGUCAGGCGUUUAGCCAAAGAAAGCGUCAUGAAUCAUCGUAAAGAUGCAUGCAAAUUGGACCCGGCUUCCGUUGGACUCCCUGAGGAUGCCUCGUUAAGCGCGGUUAGAAUUUUUGAUCAUUUGUCACCCCGAAUGCAAACAGUCCUGUUCGAGGCGAAGAAGUUUAAAGAACAGCAUUAUUACCAGUACUGUUGGUCAAAGGGCUCCUUUGUUUAUUUACGGAAAGAUGCUACGUCUCGAGCCACAGACUGUGUGCUUCGGGCCGCACCUUUGACCGACCAAGUAAGGGAAAUCAUAGAACAAAGCACUGUGUACACCCCAGAUGGUCGAGUCUACGAUAACUAUGAAGACUUUGAAGGAUUCGUUAGAGCAAAAACUGCUCUUUCGGUCCGAGUGGGUGCAGUAAUGCGUGAUAUUUUAAAAUCGCUCAAAAAUGAAAGAAAAAUGCCUGAGAAUCUUCGUCCUGGAAUGCAGAGGAUCCGUGAUGUCAUUACAAAAAAAUUCAUAAGAGAAAAAGUUUUUGUCGAUACGCUAGCGAACGAAUGGUGGAGGGAAGAAAGACGUGAAGAUAAAAUUGCCGUUAACAAGCUCGAUGACGCGAUACUAAAAGUGGUAGAAAUGAUGAAAAGAAUAGCAGGCCUUGAAACGAUACAGCUGGUCGUACAUUGGGGACAAUGGGCUUUUCGUGUGUCAGAGGGACUCGAUCACAUUGAAUCAAAGAAACUUGUUUAUAUAUAA
Stylophora pistillata is the source of this 1236-nucleotide messenger RNA. RefSeq lists its product as uncharacterized. The record is from RefSeq and is a predicted model, not a curated record. Lineage: Eukaryota; Metazoa; Cnidaria; Anthozoa; Scleractinia; Pocilloporidae.